GCCUCUGGCCCACCAGUUCAGACAUGGCGGCUCCGCUGGGAGGUAUGUUCUCCGGGCAGCCCCCUGGACAUCCUGGGGACUCUAGGGGCCCGGCUUCGCUUCUUCAGGCCGCGCCAGGCCCUCCGAGAACUUCUAACAGUACGUUGGUGGACGAGUUGGAGUCCUCUUUUGAGGCUUGCUUUGCUUCUCUUGUGAGUCAAGACUAUGUCAACGGCACGGAUCAGGAAGAAAUUAGAACUGGUGUUGAUCAAUGUAUCCAGAAAUUUCUGGAUAUUGCAAGACAGACAGAAUGUUUUUUCCUACAAAAAAGAUUGCAGUUAUCUGUCCAGAAACCAGAGCAAGUUAUCAAAGAGGACGUCUCAGAACUAAGGAAUGAGUUACAGCGGAAAGACGCUCUGGUCCAGAAGCACUUGACAAAGCUGAGGCACUGGCAGCAGGUGCUGGAGGACAUCAACGUGCAGCACAAAAAGCCGGCCGAGAUCCCUCAGGGCUCCUUGGCCUACCUGGAGCAGGCAUCUGCUAACAUCCCUGCGCCCAUGAAGCAGACCUGAGUCAGGGCGGGCCUGCAGGGAGGCUGGGGCGUGAGCCAGCCUAGGCCCGGCUUUGACAAACCUCGCUUCUUGUGGACGUGACAUUGUGGAAGAACUCUUUGCCAAAGAAUGAGAUGAUUUUUGUUAGAUGGCCUCACCUAAAAUUUCCCCCUAUUUUCAUAAAUGUUUUUUUCUUGAGUACUUUAUAAAAUGGUUUUGGUAGAUGAAGUAAAUUUUUGUUUUCAGCAAAGUUUAGAUUGUUAGUAUGAUGCCACUUACAGAUUCCUUUUUAGGUUUUUUUGUAUUUUUUUAAUGACUUAAUCUUUUUGUGUUUCCAGUUUUAGAUUAGCUUAUAUGAUCUGAAGCGGAAAGGUGUAUAAUUUGAGCUGAGAAUCAGAGAAUGAGGAUUUUGGUUGUAGGCCUUUUAUGACAAUUAUCCCUCAGUGGUAAAUUUGCAUAUUCCAAUACUUUGAAUUACCUCAAGAAGACGAAUCUAAUGCAGCAAUGUCCGUAUGGCUUCCAGAGCUCUCAAAAUGAGGAUAUUUUGUGAAUAGCUUGAAAGGACUAUCAUAUCCUAAGUUAGUGUAGUAUUAAUACAUAGGAUCCUUAAGUUGAUGUUGACUUUUAUUUGGGGUAAGUUUAUAUUUUGUGUGGUGAUUUUUCACUUUUGGGGUGGGGGUGUGUAGCAGGAGCAGUGAUGUAAGUUUUGUUAGGUUUUAAGUAAGGGGGCAGACCUGGUGCUGAGCACGCCAGUUGAGGUGUACAUGCAGUAUGAGAGGUGAAAGCUUGCUAUGGUCAUCUCUUCAUUUUGAGUUUUGUUUGCUUGUGUCGAUUUUGUUUCUGUUUUUUUUGUAGUAGAAUUUCUCAUUAAGGAAGGAUCUUGCAAAUGCGUGACAUUGAUUUGAAGGGUCCUUUGGGUGGGGAGUGGGCUGCAGGUAACCCUUAGCAGCUCACCAUCCUCGAAGAUCAUGGGAUCUCAGCAUUUGGGAAGACAUUUUACCCUCUUGUUGGUUACAUGGGUCAAGCAGAUUCUCUGUUGAGAAAUACAGACUGGUGGUGUGUGUGGUGCUCCUUGGAUGAGAUUUUCCUUUCUCCCUUGUUACAUCUCCUUACCCAACAAACAUCUGUUGUCUUCUGGACAGACACUACUUCUGUGA
Molecule: messenger RNA, 1687 nt
Organism: Suricata suricatta (meerkat)
Lineage: Eukaryota; Metazoa; Chordata; Mammalia; Carnivora; Herpestidae
Gene: MED28
Product: mediator complex subunit 28
Exons: 4
Coding region: 24-551 (175 amino acids)
Cellular component (GO): mediator complex
Source: RefSeq, a predicted model, not a curated record